Messenger RNA from Loxodonta africana (African savanna elephant), 11910 nucleotides. RefSeq names its product OTU deubiquitinase 4 (gene OTUD4). The coding region runs from base 16 to 3354 and encodes 1112 amino acids. The transcript has 21 exons. NCBI's taxonomy places the organism in Eukaryota, Metazoa, Chordata, Mammalia, Proboscidea, Elephantidae. The record is from RefSeq and is a predicted model, not a curated record. Gene Ontology annotation, biological process: negative regulation of interleukin-1-mediated signaling pathway; negative regulation of toll-like receptor signaling pathway; protein deubiquitination. Gene Ontology annotation, molecular function: K63-linked deubiquitinase activity; cysteine-type deubiquitinase activity.
GAGAGGACCGGCAACAUGGAGGCGGCCGUCGGCGUCCCCGACGGCGGGGACCAGGGCGGCACGGGGCCCUGCGAGGACGCGACGCCCAUGGACGCCUAUCUGCGGAAACUGGGCUUGUAUCGGAAACUGGUCGCCAAGGACGGGUCGUGCCUGUUCCGGGCUGUGGCGGAGCAGGUAUUGCACUCUCAGUCUCGCCAUGUUGAAGUCAGAAUGGCCUGUAUUCGCUAUCUUCGAGAGAACAGAGAGAAAUUUGAAGCGUUUAUAGAAGGGCCAUUUGAAGAAUAUUUGAAACGAUUGGAAAAUCCACAGGAAUGGGUUGGACAAGUGGAAAUAAGUGCCCUUUCUCUUAUGUACAGGAAAGAUUUUAUAAUUUAUCAGGAACCAAAUGUUUCUCCGUCACAAGUAACUGAAAAUAAUUUUCCAGAAAAGGUAUUACUGUGUUUUUCAAAUGGAAAUCAUUAUGAUAUUGUCUAUCCCAUAAAGUAUAAAGAAAGCUCUGCUAUGUGUCAGUCUCUCCUUUAUGAAUUGCUGUACGAGAAGGUAUUUAAAACUGAUGUUAGUAAAAUCCUGAUGGGCCUAGACUCCUCCAAAGUGACUGGCGAAAACAACAACAGUGAUAUAUCAGAUUCAGAGGAUGAUAGUUGCAAGAGUAAAACUACCACUGUUAACGAUGUGAAUGGAUUGAAAGCUUUGUCAAGUGACCAGCAUCCGAAGAACCAUGGGAACUCUAUUAGCCCUCCUUUGUCCAGAAAGGUUCUGAAAUCACUCAAUCCAGCAGUCUAUAGAAAUGUGGAAUAUGAAAUCUGGCUGCAGUCUAAACAAGCUCAACAAAAACGUGAUUAUUCCAUUGCUGCUGGCUUACAGUAUGAAGUUGGAGAUAAAUGCCAAGUUAAAUUAGAUCACAACGGAAAAUUCUCUAACGCAGACAUUCAAGGGGAUCAGUCUGAGAAUGGGCCAGUUUUGGUCGAAGAACUUGGAAAGAAACACUCAUCGAAGAGCCUCAAGCUGCCUCCCCCAGAAGGCUGGAACACAGUGUCAGGGAAGAAGAUGAAAAAACCUUCUACUUCAGGACAGAAUGUCCAUUCUGAGAUGGAUUACCGAGGGCCUAAGAAUCCGAGCAAGCCAAUAAAAGCCCCGUCAGCUCUACCUCCUCGCCUACAGCACCCUUCGGUAGUGAGACAGCACCCAUUUGCUGGUCAUCCUUCAGGGUCCCAGUCUCAGAAAUCCUCCAGUGAGCACAAGAAUCUUAGCAGGACGCCCUCACAGAUCAUAAGGAAACCUGAUCGUGAGAGAGCUGAGGAUUUCGAUCACACAGGUCGAGAACCUAACUACUUUGGCCUCUCCCCAGAGGAGCGCAGAGAGAAGCAAGCUAUAGAAGAAUCUCGUUUACUUUAUGAGAUUCAGAACAGAGAUGAACAGGCUUUCCCUGCCCUUUCCAGCUCGUCAGUCAGCCAGCCAGUUACUCAGAGUAGCAACCCGUGUGUCCAGAGAAAGUCAUCACACGUGAGUGACAGGAAAGGAAGCAGGCAGAGGACAGAUACCGAAGAACGAAAAGAGAAAGACCCUAACCACGGACAUAAUCACUCGGAUAAGAAACCCGAGCCCAACACAUUGGAGAGUAUUGGUGGUGAUAAAUGUGCACGAGUGUCAUCACCAUCAAAAUCAAAGAAAUCAGAGUACCCACCUCCUGCAGAACAAAAACCACCAGAACAUGUGUCUUUGUCAAAUCCAGCUCCCCUUCUAGUUUCUCCAGAGGUACAUCUAAGUCCUGCAGUGCCUUCUUUACCAGCCACUGUGCCAGCCUGGCCAAGCGAACCUGCAACUUUUGGUGGACCAACAGGUGUUCCUGCCCAAAUUCCUGUUAUGCCAGUGACACAGACUCUGACCACUGGGCCUGAUUCUGCUGUGUCACAAGCUCAGUUAACACCCUCUCCAGUUCCUGUUUCAAUACAGGCGGUUAACCAGCCCUUGAUGCCUUUGCCUCAGACAUUGAGCCUUUACCAGGACCCGCUCUAUCCUGGGUUUCCUUAUAAUGAAAAGGGAGAUCGAGCCAUUGCACCACCCUAUUCACUGUGUCACACUGGGGAGGACCUGCCUAAAGAUAAGAGCAUUCUUCGAUUCUUCUUCAAUCUUGGCGUGAAGGCAUAUAGUUGUCCUAUGUGGGCUCCACAUUCUUACCUGUACCCUUUGCACCAGGCCUACCUGGCAGCCUGCAGGAUGUACCCAAAGGUCCCUGUCCCUGUGUAUCCUCAUAGUCCUUGGUUCCAAGAAGCUCCUUCGACCCAGAAUGAGAGUGAUUGUACCUGUGCAGAGGCACACUUUCCUAUGCAGACGGAGGCCAGCGUGAACGGUCAGCUGCCGCCAGCGGAGAUUGGGCCGCCAGCGUUUUCUUCACCUCUUGUCAUCCCUCCCUCUCAGGUGUCUGAAAGUCAUGGACAGUUGUCUUACCAGCCUGAUCUUGAAUCUGAGAGCCCCGGGCAGCUUCUUCAUGCUGAAUAUGAAGAGUCACUGAGUGGCAAGAAUAUGUUCCCACAACCGUCCUUUGGACCUAAUCCGUUCUUAGGCCCAGUUCCCAUUGCACCUCCUUUCUUUCCUCCUGUGUGGUAUGGGUACCCAUUUCAGGGAUUUAUAGAAAACCCAGUGAUGCGGCAGAACAUUGUCCUGCCCUCUGAUGAGAAAGAAUUGGAUCUGCCCCUGGAAAAUCUGGAUCUGUCUAAAGACUGUGGUUCAAUGUCAGCAGUGGAUGAGUUUCAGGAGGUGGGGGGUGAAGAUGUACCCCCUCUCCUGGAAGGAGGUCUGACCAGUAAGCAUGAAGGCCAGGUGGAGCAGUCAUCCCAGACACCUCAGGCAGAACUGGCCUUGGCUUCUACCCCUCCUGUGACAGAGGGACAGGCUUCUCUUUCUACUCAGAUUCUAAACAGGGAGAGAGGAACCGUUGUAGAACUGGAGCCUAAAAGGACCAAUCCAAGUCUGAAAGAGAAACCAGAGAAAGUGAAAGAUUCCAAGACUGCUCCUGAUGUGGUUAACCCUGGGGCCAACUCGGUGGAUAGCAGAGUGCAAAGACCAAAAGAAGAGAGUUCAGAAGAUGAAAACGAGGUGUCUAAUAUUCUAAGAAGUGGCAGAUCCAAGCAGUUCUAUAAUCAGACGUAUGGAGGCAGGAAGUACAGAAGUGAUUGGAGUUAUUCUGGUAGGGGAGGGUUUCAGCACGUGAGAGGGGAGGAGUCCUGGAAAGGGCAGCCCAGCAGAAGCCGGGAUGAAGGUCAUCAGUACCACCGCAAUGUCAGAGGACGCCCGUACAGGGGAGACAGGAGGAGGUCAGGGAUGGGAGAUAGCCACCGGGGACAGCACACCUGAAGCGUGUUGCUGGGGCACUGCAGAGGAGACGCCCAGAGGUGGCGCAUUCGUGAAGGCUUUGUAAAAGAGACGUUAAAAUAAAAACCCUCGUGGGAACUAUUUCCUCCUCUCCCCCUUGACCCUCACUCCCAGCCUGGAUGUGAGAUUUUGGACAUGAGUUCAAAGGGGCAGAUGAAUUCCUGGUGUUGCCAUUUUUCUUAACUUACAAUCUGUUUAUUGGGUGACUGCCCCCAUAAAGAGUAGAAAAUAAGUUUGUUAAAGUAUUUUUUAUAAACAGCUUAAUAUAAAACAUCAUAGGUUUAGUGUUUGGUUUUUUUCCUUGUAUGAUGUUUGACUUCAGAUAUUAGAAAUGUAUGCUUUAUAUAGCAUUUACUGAAGUGACAACAAAAUGUACCAUUUGACACACUAUAGAUUCCAAAACAUAACAUUGCACCAAAUAGAAACGUAUAUUUUAUUAUUCAAUGCCUUAGUCAUAAAUUGGGCUCAAACAAUUCUCAGCCUAAAACACUGUUGUCUUUUGAAAUGCUUCCAACCCAAAGGCCUUUCAUCUCAAUAUCUGUCAAACUUGAAUUCUGUCUUCUCUUUAAUAUUUAAUAUCCUGUGUCUUAGAAAUGUUGUAUAUAGUUCUUUUAAUAUUCAUAGCGGUAUAUUUUUGAAUUUUGGUGAGUAUUUGUUGGACUUGGGAUUGCAGACAGGAGUAGACAGAUGUUUAAGAAAUCAUAGGAAAUCCAAUGAAAUACAGCUGUUCCCACAAGAAUUCUUAGCACUGGUGUAAAUAUCAUGGUGCCUACUCGAAAGCAACAUAGAUGCUAUGCAUUUUGAAAAUAACCUGCAUCUGGUAAAGCUGCAGAAGUUUUUUAAUGCCACUUUAACACUAAUGCACUGACAGAUUCUAAAUAUUUUGUGAGAAAAAAAUGUUAAAAAUUGAUAGUUUGACAGGUUUCUGUAGAGAGUUUCCUGUGUUUUGUGUUUCUCCUUGCACCACUGGUUACGUUUCACUUUACAUUUGCAUGUUCAGCGUGUCGCAGAUGAAACUUGUGCACAGAAGUACGGUGAUUGUGACUUCUAGUUUUUUUCCUAGAGGAUGCUGCUAGAAAAUGGUUUGGCUUUGCAUUUUACAGCUUGUUACGUUAGGCGACAUGCCUCUGACCCUGCCUCCUUUCUCCAGUCUGCAGUAUUCCUAGCGGUUCCCUUUGCAUGUUGCACUCUGUCCUCCUUAGAGAUGUGACUCUGCAUUAACACAGUAUUCAUUCACCCGUGGUGUUUUGUGAAAAUUGCUGUAGCUUAUACUCCUUUUUUUGUACAUAUCAGUGUGAAAAACUACCCUUUUUUAUGUUAAGAGAUUACCUUCUGAUCAGGAAGCUUCAGUGCUAUGCAAAUAACAUAGUAGUAGUUUCUCUCUGCAUGCCUGUGUAAUAUGCCAGGCCAAAAAGAUGUGCUGGUUUUCUUUCUUUCUUUUUUUUCAAAGCAGAUUACUUUAAAAGCAAAUACAGUUCACUUGAAUUCGACAAAGUGAAGCAGAUGAGUUUUCUGGGUUCUCGGAUAACCUAAGGAAGGUUUGGACGCCAGCUAGGCUCAGCGAAUCUCCGCCGUACUGUAAUAAUAGUGGUAUUUACCUCUGUGCUGUUCUAAUGACCCAAUGUCUGUGGAACUGCUGAUUGGAGUAGUGAUUAGCAUUUAGGUGUUUUGUAACAUAGAAUUUUAGAGUGCACUUUGAAAGAUAACAUUUUAUUAUGAUGGUGCUAGGUAAAAAUUUGUAAAGACUGGGAUGGUUGCGUGGAAAGAAGACAAGUUCUUGAGAGAAGCUCUUGUAAGGAAUUUCUGUUGUCACCUUGUAAGCUAGAACCGUUAUUAAAGGUACUCCUUAUGUCAUUUGUUUCUUAGUUAACAUCAGUGUUUGAAUUAUGGAAUGAGAAUAAGUAAGAUUAGAGGGUUCUUCACCUUCCGCCCAUGCUUUAUGUAAGUAGGAUUAGCUUACUUGAUAAUUUUAAUGAAAAUCACAUUUAGAUAUAAAUAUUAGAUUUAAAACUUCAAUAUAAGUUUGAUCUCAGGAGUCCAAAAAAAUUGCUGUUUCCAGUACCCUUCAUUUUAUUGACUGGGAUUUGUUCUCAGUUUCUGGAAAUGUUUAAAAAUUGGAUGGGGCAGAAUACUGUUGGUGUUUUCAUUGUCACACUGUCUUACCUCACUUGAGUAACAAUACUCCAUAGCUCCUGAAGGAAACACUGAUUUGCUUUCCUGUUUCCCGUAUCUCACCUCAAGGACAUGAUGGAAACAGCGCUGAACUGAACGAGCAUGUUAGCAGAUGGUACUUUACUCAGUGACCUCUGGGAUGAAAGAACUCUUGAGUUUGAGAAUAAAUUUGCAUGAAGGUCUCUUAUUUUUUCCUUUUGGCUUGUUUUUAAAUGUAUUAGUCAAGGAGAUUUUGCCUUAUGCUGAGGUCAAACUAGGACUAGUGAACCUUUAUCCUCCUUCGUUUUAACUGAUAAGAACAAUACUGUAUGUUGACGUAAGAUACGGUUUCUACAUAAAAGGAGCAAAAGUACAGAAUUAGAGAACCAUUUGUAGUUUGAGUUGGAAAUUAUGGAGCUUCAACGGUGAUCAUACACAGUUUGAAGAACAAAUGUUUAGACUGACCAAAGCUCACCUCUUCUCUUUGUUGUAGUUAGGUGCUUUUGCUGAAUUUGAGUCCUGCCCCCUUUCCUUUUAGUAUUAUAUAUCUUUCUCUUCAUCAAGUUCGUUUCCUCUCAGAGAAAUCUCUGACUCCUGCCCUGUGUGCUCCUUGGCAGCACGAUACUGGGCAUCUGUGGAGCCCUUGUGCUGCUUCCUGGUGACCCAUGUGCUCACGUGCACGGCAGGCCUAAGCUCAGACCUUGCCUUGACCUGGUAGGAGUAGGUUUUCCAAAGCACUGUGCUGAUGGGGCUUAUUUGAGGCAAACUCUCUCUGUAUUCUUGCAGCAUGUUGUUUCCUUUCUAACUCCAGGUUGAAUUAAAAUGUCUGUGAACUGCAAACUUGCUUAAGAUUGACUUGGUGCAAUAAAGUUCCUUUCUAACCUUUUCUGGUUUAGGAAACGUUCAGCCAUCGUAGAAACUAGCAAUAUUUAUUUUUGCCUCAUUUGUUCUACCAGCCAUUUUUGAUGAGGUAAACUUCUGCCUUUCACUUCUGGGUACUGAGCAAGGUCCCUUCUAGUGUAGCUGAGGACAAUGCACAUCUGGCUACACUCUGUUUACUCUAUUUUGCUCCCUAUUUUAUGCCUAAAUGCUGUUGUGUUUUUGUUCAAAAUCUUAAUAAUGGCUCAGUUUCAGUAUGUCAGUUUCAAAGAACUAAGAUUUUAUUAGCAUCAGCCAUUUACUCUCCUGCUAAUUAGGAUUUUUUUUUUUUUAAAGAGAGACUUUUUACUCCCUGAAGUACAAGUUUUGGAAGAUCCUAGAAGACGGGUGGGUGCAUGUCUUAAUGCUGAGAAAUAGCAACUUUGGGGUUGAAUUUACUUGAAUGGAUUAAAAAGUGUAUUGUUACAGAGUUAGAAAAAAUUUUUGUAUGAAAAAUGAUAAUAGCCUUACACUGAGUACAAAUAAUACUUAAAAGCAUGUGAAGAUGUGAUCAUUUGUGAUGUUACUUGUAAAAAAAAAAAAGUAUAUAUACAUAUCUUUUGAAGUGUCGAAAGGAAAAUAGUACUUUAUAUUCUUUAUCAUAUCCCUUUUUGUAAGUGUUGAAUAUAUUCCUGUUUAUUUUUCUAUGUUCUGUUUUGUAGCCUUAAGAAGUGUUUCAAACCUACCUGAAUGUAUAAAAUAAGAGUAAAUGCCCUACAUGGUGUGAUGCUGCACUAGAUAUAUAAAACUGUGUGCAUAUAUUAAAUUUUGUCUCUUGAUUCUGCUUGUGAUUUCUUUGGUUCCAGGGCUAAUAUAAAGAUCAUACAGGGAGUUGGCCAACCAUAUGGUUGAGACAGCCUGAGGAGUUGAAUGAUAUAUGUCAACCUUGGUGAGAGGAAGGAGAGGAAAGGGAAGCAGGUACCUAACAGCUGUGUGAGUGCUAAUUGGGUUUCCCUGUGUAGUCCAGUAGAACGUGUGAGCAGGGAGGCAAGGAGCGUGUGUGUAGUUGGGUGGGCCCUUGGUAGAACGUGUGAGCAGGGAGGCAAGGAGCGUGUGUGUAGUUGGGUGGGGCCUUGGUAGAACGUGUGAGCAGGGAUGCAAGGAGCGUGUGUGUAGGGCCUUGGAGAAUCAGCCACUCCAGAAGUGGAUGGGAUGAAAGGUGAGACCAAGAGAAGUCUGUGCUUCACAACAGUUGGCCAAUGUGGGGUUUCUAGAAAGUUCUCUGUAACUAGAAGAGCUCUGUUUUUUUUUUUUCCGAAUAAUUUAUUACAGCUUCACUGAAAUUUGAAAGGCUCUGUAGGUUCAGGUCUAGGGAAUAGUUUGAGAUGUAAGCAGCUAUAAAAGAGGAAAUACAGCUUUUCUUCAAAGACACAUGUGCCUUGACUAUAAGUGCUUGUAACAGUAUGAAUCAUACAGUUCUCAGAAUAAUUUUUUUUGGUGAAAACACAGAUCACGCACUUAAUUUUUUUUCUGCAUGUACAAUUCAAUGACAGUGGUUACAUUCUUCAUGUGUCAGCGUUCUCGUUCUCCCCAUAUUGUUUCACCACCAUUGACUGAGACCAUCCAAUAAACUCCUCCUCUGUGAGUUACAGUUGUCAAUUCGGUCUGAUAAUAAAAUUCUUUAAAAGUGUAAUGAUCAGGGCAAACAUCUGUUCAGCUGAACUGUUAGUCUGAAGAUCACUUAAGGGGAUAAUUUCAGUUCAAGAUUGAAAAGUUUUCUCCGGGCAACAGAUUUGAGAGUUCUUCCAGCCUGAAUGGUUCCACGUGUCGUCCCCCCCCCCCAUUUUGAUCAGCACUUGCUGACUUGAGUCCUUGAUCAAAACGUUCAGUGUUGGUGGCCAGGCACCAUCAGUUCUGGUUGCUUGUCAAAGGAGGCAGUAGUAGUUCAUGGAGGCAUCUAGACCUGCAGUCCAUUUCCUUCUCUGACUUCUGGGUCUCCUGCUGAUCUAGGUGAAUAGAGACAAUUGUUGCAUCUUGGAUGGUUGCCUGCAAGUUUUUAAGAUCCCAGAUACUAGAACAUAGUAGUUCUUAGGUUAAUUUUCUAAGAUAAGCUAUAGACAUGGGUUUUUGGCUUUCACUUAUGGGUGAGACAUUUGGGGCUUCAGAGUCAGCUUGAAACAUGUAUCAUUCCUGUGAUUUUUGCACAUUUAGAAAAUGAAAAAAUUCCUAAAGGAUCAAGAGUGUGGUUCUUAUUAAUACCCUACUUCCUGGAAUAUUCUCCUUACUAAACUGGCAGGUUAACUGAUUUCAACAAACUGUAGUGAGCUAGUUUUGUUAUUUUAAAUGAGAACCUUGGCUUUGGACUAACCACCUUCUGAUGGCAUAAAAGACACACUUGCUAUGCACAUAGCUACAGUUGUGUAACUUAUUUGCUUCCUAUAAAUUACAAAUUAGGAAUAAGAGCAUUUAAGUCUUUUAUGACUUUAUAAGUUACUUUUAAAAACAUUGCCAUUUAUUUUCUCCCCCAAUCACAUUAUCUUUAUUUCACAUGGGAGGAAACUGAUGCCAGAUGGCAAUAUGGUGGAUUAGAAAGUCUUGCUACAAAAUACCUAGAAUAUUAGAUGAAAUCUUAAAAAGUCUUUAAAAGUGAUAGUUGAGAUUGCAAAUUUAGGAAAAUGCUUAGGGACCAAAAAUAGAGACCGGAAACCAGAGGCACAGGCAUAGAGAUACAAAGGGUGCCCUCCAUGGGAAGGGAUGGAUGAGGAUGGUGGCCAGUCUCAUUAACAAGGAGCGAUGUACAUGUGGUAGAAGGCUUUCAUUUCAGCCAGUGAAAACUCCAUGGAUCAAGAUGGUCUGAUCUGCAACCAAUCAUGGGGAUGGCAUAAGACCAAGUGGCAUUUUGUUGUGUUGUGCAUGGGGUUGGCCAUGAGUCAGUGGCUGACUGGAAGGCAGAUCACCACCACAGAUAUAGACACGGGAGAACACGUGCAUUAAAGCACGUAUCGCCCUGUGAGAUGAAUAAAAAAAAAACCCUCUUUUGGCCUGGGCUCCAGCUUAUCAAAAGAAAAUUUCCAGAAUGUUGCCAUGUUUGUGUAGGUUUAAGGUCCAGUAAUCCCCAAACUGAGAAAGAUGAAAAGUGGUUCCAAGUGGUAAUAAACUUGGGUGAUCUAGCAGAAGCAAAAGAAAAGUCUUUGUAGGGACAGACCUCAGCCUAGGAGGAAUACUUUUCGUGGCAAGCAACAGAAAACUGACUUAUUUUCGGUAGGUUAAAUAUUUACUUUUCUUUCAUACGAAAUCUGGAGGUAAACGGCUGCUGGGAGUUGUACGGUGUUUGGUAUCAGGACUAGCAUCCUUGCAGCCUUCUGGGCAUUUCCCUUAUGUGUCACCUCAUGGGCACAAAAUGCUGUGGAUACCCACAUUAGCAAGAAGCAGUAUCAGAGAAGUAUCUCAUUAGGGUAGUAAAAGCUCUUCCAGAAAAUCCUGACAGACUUACGCUUUCAACUUACUGUCCCAAACUGGGUCAUGUGACCUAUGUGAAAUGGGGUAGAGGAUCGUCAUGAUUAUCUUAGACCAACUACGGCUGGGCACACUGCCUACCCUAACAAGUUUGCAAGGAAUGAUGGAAAGGGGCUGAACAUCAGCUCACAAACCAAAAUAAUAUGAGGAAACACUUCACCAAAAGCAAGUCAGCAGUUGGAAUAUACAAGUUCAGACCUGCGUGAGCAAAGUGGAUGGAAUAUAAACAUGAAAAGACAAAGGAAUAAAAGCAUAAGAAAGAUCCUGAGCAGUAAUUCUGCCUAACUCGUCUUGCUUUGUCUCUUCUCUUCAAGCCCUAUACUACUUCCAAGCAUGUAAAAAAAUUAAGUCUUAAAGGUAUGGAAAGCCCGUCACAAUCUGAAUUCAUCCUCCCCUACCACUAACCGUAUCUUGACUGCCCCACACUCAUUUCUGUCUGUCAGAUCCUCUAGGCUAUCUCAUUUAUCCAUAUAAUCCAGUGAGAUAGGUGCUGUUACACUUUUUUCCUGGGAGUUACUUCCUCCACAUAGCCCUUCCUGAUUCUCCAAUCCAGAAUUAGUUAUCUUCUGAACCAGAAUGUUUACAAUAUGCCAGACACUAGGUUAAGAGCUUGAUACACAUGUAUCUAAAUACAUUAUUAAACAUGAAGGAGAUAAGCAACUGAGUGGUUUUUCACUCUGGCUAUUUUCUGUGGCAUGUGGGGUUAUUCCUUCAAUAGAGUAGGCCAACUACAUGUGAGGCACUACAUAAUAUGCUGAGUGAUAAGAUACAGGACUGACUUCAAGAAGCUAAUGGUAAAAAUUUAGGUUACACUGUAGAAGUAAUAGCUGUGGUGUCAACAUGCUGUUAAGGCUACACUUCAUUAGUGGAACCCAAUGAAACUGUCUCCCUAAAACAGUUGCUACAUGCACAAUAUAAAAUUCAAAAGGUACUGUUUAUAUAUGGGCAGACGUGUCCUUCCCUAUUCUCAACAUCACCAAGUUAUCCCUCCCAAAAGCAAUCUGUUUUCUGGAGUAUCCUUUUGGGUAUUUUAAUAUUCUCACAUAAAUAAGUGGUAAUUUUAUAUCAACUGUGCCACAGCUUGCUUCUCUGCUUACUAUUUUAGAGGUUUUCUUCUAACCAGGACAUAGCAGCAGUCUUGUUUCUAACAGCUAACAUUUACACUGAUGUGUAUUUGGGCUGGCAACACUGAUUUUAUAGACAAACCUGUUUUUCAUGUUAGCAGCUGUAAGCCUUUUGUUACUAUUUAAAAAUUUAAUAUCUAAAUCCAUGUUUUAAAAUUUCAUUUACAUGAAAAUUACUAGCUUAUAAUACAUAUUAGAACUGCAUAGAAAGAAUUGUGCUAACAAGCAUUUUCUUUAGGACAAAAUACGAAAUUUGUACAGAAAAAUAGCUUUUAUCUUAUUUUAUUCAAUAUAUUUGAAAUAAUCAUUCACGUAUUUAACCUAUCCUUAAAAAUAGGCACUACUUAUUUUAGUAUAAUCCAUUUAUGUACAAAACAAACCCUUUACAUAGUCACACAUAAUUGCACAGAAAAAAAACAUGAAAGGAUAUAUAUUAAACACUGGUAAUCUUUGGAAGGGUAAUAUGGAGGGACAUCAUAUUUUUUUAUUCCAUAGUUUUGUAUAUUUGUAUUUUUCACAACAUAUUUAUGGAUUACUCAUAAAUUAUAUUAAAAAAAAAGGCCUAAUGGGGCCCAAUUAAACUAUACUGUUUGUGUUUUAAUCAAGACUUCUGUUGUUUCAAGGAGCUCUAAAAGUCUAUUCAAAUAAUUUCUAAUUCUCCCCUCUAUUUUGCUUGCCCCAUUAAUUUACUUAGUAAACCCCUUUUUCUUCCCCACUCAUAGGAUCGGUUAAUUCCAGUGCCGUACAUUAGCCAGGAGUAUAAUUUGAAGUGGUUUUACUCUACAAGUAUCCUGGUAUUCAAACUCAGGAACUACACACAGAUUUCAGUACGUUUUAGAACUCUUGCUACAUACUAUCCAAACCUAAAAAAAAAAAAAAAAAAGUCAAA